AUGAUCAUGAAGUAUAAUCUUCAGCAACACGCAAAGCGAAUUAUCGCUUACACUAGCAGGCCUCGAUUCUUCUGCUCCUACAGAAAUGGAACCCUACCGUCUCCGGUGACGAACCAAACUCUACUGAGUCGGAUCGAAGCGGCUUUAGAUCAGAAAGCAGCAGUCACUACGGUGCUUGAGCAAUGGCGACUACAGCAGCAAAAAGAGGGGAAUCACUUAAACCCUUCGUUGGUGAGAGGUAUCUUCGAGAAGCUCCGCAACUCCAACCGAUUUAGCCAAGCCCUAGAGGUAUCAGAGUGGAUGGUAAAACAAAAGAUCUGCAAUCUAGUCCCGGAAGACUUCGCAGCUCGAUUCCAUCUGAUUGAUAACGUUUUAGGUCUGGAAGAAGCAGAGAAGUUCUUCGUGAGCAUCCCUGAGAAUAUGCGAUGUGAAUCGAUCUACACUUCUCUGUUAAGAAGUUACUCAAGCCAACCCGGGGGAAGAGCUCUGGGUAGAGCCGAAUCUACUUAUAAGAAGAUGAAGAAGCUAGGUUUGCUCUUGAGACCUUCACCGUACAACUCGAUGACAUCAAUCUAUAACUCUCUCGGAAACAGAGAUAAGGUCGAUGAGAUUCUGCGUGAGAUGAAGGAGAACAACGUUGAGUUCGAUAGUGUCACCGUGAACAACGCUUUGCGAGCAUACGCUGAUGUAUCUGAUGUUGCGACAAUGGACAAGUUUCUAGCUGAAUGGAGUGCAAUUACAAAGCUUGAGUGGCACACAACACUUGACAUGGCAAAGGCUUACGAACUCAUGAGGCUAUAUGGUGAAGCAGGAGAGAGAGAAGAUGUAUACCGUAUAUGGGACCUGUACAAGAAGACAAGAUAUAAGGACAAUGAGGGAUUUAUAACUUUGAUAGCUUCUCUCCUGAAGCUUGGUGAUCUCAAAGGAGCAGAGGAGGUAUACCACAAUGAGUGGGAGUACUCGGGUCUUAACUGCGAUAUCCGAAUACCGAAUAUGUUGGUGUCGGCUUAUCGAAAAAAGGGAUUGGUGAAGAAGGCAGAGAAACUGAUGAGCAAGACUAUGAGGACCAGAGGAUUGGUUAAACCAAUCACUCCGUUUCUGGUUGAACUGGGGAAAAAGGGUAAUCAAGCGAGUCCGUCGGACUUGAGAGACCUCAUCAGGAACCUGCGUGAUUCAUUCCAGUUCACCAAAGCACUUGAGGCAUCAUCAUGGAUGUGUGAAAAAAAAGUGUUCAAACUCUUCUCAGAAGAUUAUGCAACUAGGCUUCAACUGACUUGGAGAGUUUUGGGGUUGGAAGAAGCAGAGAAGUUUUUCGAAAGCAGCAUCCCGGAGAACAUGAAGGAUUACUCUGUUUACGCUACACUUUUAACCUUGUACACAAAAUCAGAUAGAACUCUAGUUAAAGCGGAAGCCAUUUUUGAGAAGAUGAGAGAGCUAGGUAUCCUCUCCAAACUUUACCCAUUCAGCUUGAUGAUAUCUCUCUACAGUGAGCUACUAAAACGAAGUAAGGUCAAUAAGCUUGUAUCUGAUAUGAAGCAGAACAAUAUUGAGCCUGAUAGUGUCACGAUGAACAACGUUUUGAGAGUAAACGCAGACAUAUCCGCCAUAGACUCGAUGGAGAAGUAUCAGAGAGAGUGGGCUAAUGAUGAUGAUAAUAAAAUAACCAAACUUGAAGUGAGGACGAUGGAUGCAAUGGCAAAGGCUUACGAAAAAUCCGGCCUAAUACUAAAGGCGAUAGAGAUGACGACAAGUAACAGAGAAGUGAACCGUCUAUGGAAUAUGUACAAGUACAAGGCAAAUGAAGAUUUAAAAAUAGAUAUGAGUACCUCUAAGUUGGAGAUGGGAAAGAUAGGAAAGACUUGGGAUGAAGGAUAUCGUAUUGUGAUUAGCUCUUUGUUGAAGCUAGACGAUGCAGAAGGAGCUGAGAAGAUAUAUGGAGAGUGGCAACCCGAAGGACCUGAUUUCGAUACUCAAAUACCGUGUUUGCUAAUCUCUCGUUACAGCAAAGAAGACGAUGAAGUGAAGAUAAAGAAUCGUUUACUCUGCCCUGUUCUGAGUGAUGGUGGCCAGAGCAAUGGUGGCACACAUAAAUGCCAAGUCUAUGCUAUAAAACUUGUGAUCCUAACCCACCUGGAAACAGGUCUUGAGAUAGUGGUUAAUGAGCAAAAAGUAAACGAAAGUAUAAAUUACUUCUAA
Capsella rubella is the source of this 2196-nucleotide messenger RNA. Its product is annotated as putative pentatricopeptide repeat-containing protein At1g28020. The record is from RefSeq and is a predicted model, not a curated record. The transcript has 4 exons. NCBI's taxonomy places the organism in Eukaryota, Viridiplantae, Streptophyta, Magnoliopsida, Brassicales, Brassicaceae. Gene Ontology annotation, molecular function: protein binding. Gene Ontology annotation, cellular component: mitochondrion. The coding region runs from base 1 to 2196 and encodes 731 amino acids.